Messenger RNA from Aegilops tauschii subsp. strangulata, 396 nucleotides. The record is from RefSeq and is a predicted model, not a curated record. Lineage: Eukaryota; Viridiplantae; Streptophyta; Magnoliopsida; Poales; Poaceae.
AUGGUCUCCUUGGAGGAGCCUCCUUUAGCGCACCACCAUGGUCGGGGAAGAGAAGCAGCCGCCGUCGUCUCGAUCUCGGGAUCUCUCGUCGCCGGCGCGCAUAGGGGAGGAGCGGUGGUUGCGAGGUGCGGCGAUCAAGCAGGAGAGGUAACACAAGAUUAUCUCCAUGCCACGGGAAACGCUCUUCAAGCCGGAGAGAUAACGCAGGACUACCACAUCCCGGUGGGUGCCGUGCUCUUCAAACCCUCAGAGGCGGACUUCGUCGUGAAGACAGGAGACUGCGUCGCACAGAUGAUCGUCCAGGUGAUUGCGACACCGGAGGUCGCCGAGGUGGAGGACCUUGAUGCCAACGCCACCCUCCGGGGGGAGGGAGGGUUCGGGUCCAUCAGAGUUUGA